AUCCAAAUGAUUAAAGAAUUCGGAAUCCGACAUAAAAACCAAAUCGAUUUAGUUUGUUUAUGUUACAUAUAGAGGGAGAAAAGAGAGGCAUCCCGCGGCGGCAACGGCGAAUAGUGAUUGAUUUGAAUCGAUAGGCUUGGAAUUUGUGAGCGAUGUCCCGAAAGCUCCGAUCAAGUCUCCUUUAUUUGAUCGCCUCCGUCUUAUUUUUAGGUUCAAUAUAUCACAAUAUUUUCCGGUCUUCAAUCUCCGACGACAAUUUUGUUCGGCUCUCCCCGAAUUACAAUCGCCACUUUCAUCAGCAACAGCUCUCUAUUAAAACCUCUGAUUCGACCCUAUCUCCAACGUCUACUAUUCCUACUUACUCUGUUCUGCUUCCAGCGUGGCAGGUUUUGGUGGUUGUUUCCCCGGAAAUCACUCCCGUUUCCGAUGACUUUUUCUGUUUGUUUCCUCACAAUGAAGUCUCGCCGGCGCGUGCUUCCGGUCGACCGGAGCGGAAGACCUUCACUUGCGAGCUUCCUGUUAAGCUUCGACGGAGGAGUCCUUUUCCGGAGCCUGUUCUGAUCAAAUCCCCGGCCGGUUUGUUACCGGCGACGAUUCAGUCUCCGGCGGAGAUGCUACGGUGGAAUUACCUGGUGUACGAAGCCAUGUUUACUGAAAUCGACGUGGUUGUAUUCGCCAAAGGCGUGAACAAGCGGCAAGGCAAAAACUGGGACCCAUGGGAGUUGAAUUGCGUGUUUGGUGAUGACGUGGCUAACGCCGUUAGAACAGCCGUUACCACGUCAGCUCAAGAAGUGUUCCGCUGUCAACUCCCGGAUUUAACGUCGUUAUCCUCUCGUUUAAUCAAAGUAUCUCUCGAAUUUUGCGGUGCAAGUAAACGAGUGAUUCCUUCAAUAGCUUACGCAGAAGCUUCAAAUGUUGUGGUAGCAAAAUCAGAGCCCAAAUCACUAUUAUGCGCCUGCACUAUGGUCUAUAACGUUGCUAAGUUCUUGAGAGAGUGGAUAAUUUACCAUUCGAAAAUCGGAGUCGAUAAGUUCAUACUGUAUGAUAACGCCAGUGAAGAUGAAUUUUAUCGAGUGGUGGGAGAGCUUGUUGAGCAAGGGUAUAACAUUAGCACGAAGUUCUGGCAGUGGCCUAAAACGCAAGAAGCUGGCUUCUCACAUUGUGCAAUUCACAAUAGAAAUACUUGUAAAUGGAUGAUGUUCGUUGAUGUCGAUGAGUUUGUGUAUUCCGCCUCCUCCUCGUCCUCCUCAUCGUCGAUGCUCAUCAAGUCGUUGUUACCCAACCAGACGGACUCCAAGCUCACACCGCGGGUGGGGGAGGUCAUUAUUGGAUGUCAUGAAUUCGGGCCUUCUGGUCACGAGUCUCAUCCAUCUCAAGGCGUAUUACAAGGCUACAAUUGUAGGAAAGCCAUGGAGAAUCGUCACAAGUCUAUUGUUUUAUUGGACGCGGUGGAUGAUUCUUUGGUUAAUGUGGUUCAUCAUUUUCAUUUGAAACAAGGUUACGCAAUGAUCAAACUUGAUAUAAGAAAUGUUGUGGUUAAUCACUAUAAGUUUCAGGCGUGGCCUGAGUUUAAGGCCAAGUUUAAAAGAAGGGUUUCCGCUUAUGUUCCGGAUUGGACUGAAAGUGUGAGUCCUAACUCUCAAGAUCGGACUCCAGGGCUCGGAGUCACACCAGUUGAACCGCAAGGGUGGCCGUACAAGUUCUGCGAGGUUCGUGAUAAUGGCUUGAAGAUGCUUUCAGAACAAUGGUUUGGAAAGGCUUCGCAAUCAGGGACGUCAUUCACAGCUUUAGGAAGAUAAAACUCACAAAUGUACAUAUAAAACAUAUCAUAAUGCUUUCUAACAUUAUGUAAUUUAAAAUCUCAGGAACCAGCUUCAUGCAAUUUUAAAUCAAAGACUUCACUCAAGUUUUCGAAUA
Daucus carota subsp. sativus is the source of this 1917-nucleotide messenger RNA. Its product is annotated as glycosyltransferase family 92 protein Os08g0121900. The record is from RefSeq and is a predicted model, not a curated record. Gene Ontology annotation, molecular function: glycosyltransferase activity. Lineage: Eukaryota; Viridiplantae; Streptophyta; Magnoliopsida; Apiales; Apiaceae. Gene Ontology annotation, cellular component: cytoplasm. The transcript has a single exon. The coding region runs from base 153 to 1799 and encodes 548 amino acids.